Molecule: messenger RNA, 1018 nt
Organism: Astrephomene gubernaculifera
Lineage: Eukaryota; Viridiplantae; Chlorophyta; Chlorophyceae; Chlamydomonadales; Astrephomenaceae
Source: the annotation of a GenBank genome assembly
GUGCCCCCGCGAGCGCGCCGAGGCGCAGGACGCAGCUGCUGCUGCUGCCGCCUCCGCCUCCGGCAGCCUGGCUGGCACCCCGCUGUCCACCCCGCUACGCAAGCAGGUGUCCUGGAGUCCGGGCGGCCCGCAGGUGUUCCUGGUUCCCGGCAGCCGGGAGCAACGGGGCACCGACCUGCAGGAGGCGCUGCGGGGCAGGGAGCCGUUCUUCAGGCCCGCAAAGGCGCAAGGCGCGUCCUUCAUCAUCCAGGCCCAACUGGACCCAACCGACUGCGAUGCCAUGCAUCUGCAGCUCCUGCCCGCCUCCACCUGCAGCAGGGCCCCGCAGCUGCUGCUAGCAGCCGCCGCAGCCGCAGCCGCCAGCAGUGGUCCCGGAGCCGCAUCUGGAGGCGCAGCAGCAGCAGGCACUCCGCCCCUGCUCAUGAGCCCUGUCCCCAUGAGCCCCGUGCUGGCCACCAUCCUCAGCAGCAGCCCCAGAAGCAGCGGCAGCCCCCUCAGAGCCAGCGGCAGCGCGUUGGGUAGCGGCCGUGUUGGCGGCAGCAGUGGCGGCAGCAGUGGGCCAACUCGUUUGACGGGCAGUUCGAGCAGCGGAGGGGGAGCAGGAGGAGGAGGAGGCGGGGCGGCAGCAGUGGGGCCGUUUUUGGAGCGAGGGCUGUCGCUGGGGCGGCUGGAUGUGGGGCUGGCCUGGCGCGGCGGCGCGGUGCGGGAGCAGGCGCGGCGAGUGAAGGCGGCGGCGCAGCUGGUGAUGGAUUGUACGGCAGAUCUCAUGACUGCGCCCGAAGGUGUACGACAUGCGAUGGACAUGCUGGCGGGCGGCCUCGAGCUGGCGGAGGCGCCGCCGUCCAGUACGGCAAGCGGCGACGGCAAGGUCCGUUUGCUGCUGCGCGGCAGAUACCCCGCUGGUGUGCUGUCGGUGGAGGCGGCGGCACGCCUGGUGAAAGCUGACGACGACCAUGAACCGCCGGCGUCGGCGUCGGUCGCUGCUUCCGUCGCGACGACGGCGGCGGCAUCCUCUCCG